AUGGGCGUAUCUAAAUCAACACUUAGAGCUGAAGAGAUUGAAGAGUUGCAGAAUGCCUCAAAGGUUUUUUCACAAAAGGAGGUAAAGCGACUGUUCAAAAGAUUCAAGAGACUGGAUAAAGAGGAGAAGGGAACGAUCAAUGUAGAGGACUUUUCACAGAUACCAGAGCUAUCGAUGAACCCACUGUUGCCUCGAUUGAUAUCAAUCUUUGAUGUCAACAGAUCGGGCCAGCUCAACUUUGCACAGUUUGUAAAUACUCUAUCAGUCUUCCAUCCAAACGCUGAGAAGAUUGAUAAGAUCAAGUUAUUGUUUAAAGUAUAUGAUAUCAACAAUGAUGGAUUCGUCACCAAGCAGGAGAUACAGUCAGUGUUGAUGAUGAUGGUUGGAAAGAACUUGACACAAGAGCAGUUGGCAACCAUCGUUGAUGAGACUCUGCAAGAGGCCGACAGAGAGAACAGAGGAAAGUUGAACUUUGAUGAUUUCCAUGCCGUACGUAUGCCACCACCGAUGUAG
Messenger RNA from Acytostelium subglobosum LB1, 513 nucleotides. RefSeq lists its product as hypothetical. Gene Ontology annotation, molecular function: calcium-dependent protein serine/threonine phosphatase regulator activity; calcium ion binding. The record is from RefSeq and is a predicted model, not a curated record. The coding region runs from base 1 to 513 and encodes 170 amino acids. NCBI's taxonomy places the organism in Eukaryota, Evosea, Eumycetozoa, Acytosteliales, Acytosteliaceae. The transcript has 3 exons.